Messenger RNA from Populus euphratica (Euphrates poplar), 1101 nucleotides. RefSeq names its product WAT1-related protein At1g25270-like. The record is from RefSeq and is a predicted model, not a curated record. Lineage: Eukaryota; Viridiplantae; Streptophyta; Magnoliopsida; Malpighiales; Salicaceae. The transcript has 7 exons. Gene Ontology annotation, cellular component: membrane. Bases 1 to 1101 code for a protein of 366 amino acids. Gene Ontology annotation, molecular function: transmembrane transporter activity.
AUGGCUUGCACUUGCUUCGGUAGUGUUCACCCAGGUAUUGCCAUGAUAUUUGUUCAGAUCGUGUUUGGAGGGAUCAAUAUUUUCUACAAGCUGGUUAUCAAUGAUGGCAUGAGCAUAAGGGUAGCAGUUGCUUAUCGCUUGCUUUUUGGUGCAGCCUUCCUGUGUCCUAUUGCUCUCAUUGUUGAAAGGAACAAGAGACCAAAGCUGACAUGGGUUGUCUUCUUUCAGAUAUUCUUCCUUGCUCUAUUCGGGGGAUCAAUAUACCACAAUUUAUACCUGGCAAGCUUAAACUUAACAUCCAUGACAUUUGCUGCAGCUUUGUACAAUCUUAGCCCAGCAUUUACGUACAUAGUUGCCCUCCUUUUCAGGAUGGAAACUUUGUCACUAAAUAAUGCACGGGGGAUAGCUAAUGUGGCAGGCACUGCAAUAUGCAUAGGAGGCGCAAUGCUGCUUACAUUUUACCAAGGCAUUGAGAUCAACAUCUGGCACACCAACAUUAAUCUUCUAAAAUAUCAUCAAAAUCAUCACCAGAACACUGUAGGAUCCACGAAACAACAAAUGUUUGGCUUGGCAAUUGCUCUGAUUGCAUGUGUGUUUUAUGCUUUUUGGGUGAUAAUUCAGGCGAAAAUUAAUGAGAGGUACCCAUGCUUCUACUCCAGUACAGCUUUGAUGAGUUUGAUGGGAUCAAUUCAAGCUAUUAUUUACGCACUUUGCUUUGAAAGGAAAUGGUCUGACUGGAAGCUUGAAUCGAACAUCCGCCUCAUUUCUGUCAUUUACUUGGGGUUCUUAGCAUCUGGGCUGAAUAUCACCUUGAUGGCAUGGUGCAUAGCUAAAAGAGGCCCAUUAUAUGUAGCCACCUUCAAUCCCUUGAUGCUUUUGGUUGUGGCAGUGGCAGGUUCCCUGGUCUUUCAAGAGAAACUUCAUUUGGGAAGCAUAUUGGGGGGAGUGUUGAUAAUAACUGGAUUAUACACUGUGCUGUGGGGGAAAAGUAAAAAUGCGAACAAAAAUCAACCUGCUGUGUUGCCAAACAAUUCUGAUCAGGAAUCACCAGAGGUUGCUGUUACCCCUCAAUCUGAAGUCAACAAAGAUAGCGCUGUGUAG